AUGAACAGGAGAAUUGAUAUUGAACCUCAUCAAUUUCAAGUUAAGUCCAGUGCUGAAUUGCUCAAACUGUAUAAAGUAAAAGUAGAAGGUGCCAAGAAUAUGAAGAAAAACAAAGAAUCUACUUCAAAGCAAGAGCCAAGGAAAAAUUCUAUGGCUGGAAGUGCAGUCCAAGAAGCUAGAAAUACUCAAAUACAACAUCAAAAGAAAGACCAAAGGAAGCAGCCAUUGACCACUACAAGUGCAAUUCAAGAAGGUGCCAAAAAUAUGAAGAAAAACAAAGAAUCUACUUCAAAUCAAGAGCCAAGGAAAAAUUCUACGGCUGGAAGUGAAGUCCAAGAAGCUAGAAAUACUCAAAUACAACAUCAAAAGAAAGACCAAAGGAAGCAGCCAUUGACCACUACAAGUGCAAUUCAAGAAGGUGCCAAAAAUAUGAAGAAAAACAAAGAAUCUACUUCAAAUCAAGAGCCAAGGAAAAAUUCUACUGUUGCAAGUGUAGUCCAAGAAGCUAGAAAUACUCAAAUACAACAUCAAAAGAAAGACCAAAGCAAGCAACCAUUAAGCACUACAAGUGCAGUUCAAGAAGUUAGAAUGCAGCAAGAAAAGUUAGAAGUAAGAUCUACUUUGAUGCAACAUGGAAAGCAAGAACAGAGGAAGAAGCUAUUAGCCAUUGGAAGUGCAGUCCAAGUAGGAAGAUCUACUCAAACACACCACAAAAAGCAAGACCAGAUGAGGCAAUCCUUAGCCACUCGAAGUGAAGUCGAAGUUGGAGGAUCUACUUACAUUCCAAGUCAAAAAGACCUUGAUAACCAUGCAUUUUUAGUCCAACCUGAAUCAUCUAAGAAGAUUGAUGACCAAAUUGACAGAUUUUGUCCAAAUAAUUUGAAGAGACAACUGAGAAAUACAAUAGGAGAUCAUGGUCAAGGAUCUACGGAAGAACAACCAGCCUCUAAGAAGCCAAAGGCUACUUCAAAGUGUCCUGCUAUAUCACUUGAAAAAUAUAUUAAUAACCAUAGGGAUCAACUUGAAGAAGAGGAAUUAGAAGAUGAAGAGAGUGAAGAAAAUGACAUAGAACAAGCAGUUGAAGGGGAUAUCAACUUUGAAAAUGAAGAAGAUGAGGAUACUAAUGACAAUACAACCGAAGUUCAUGAACGAUCAAUAAAUGAUAGACAAGAAAUCAUCUUGAAUAAAGAAGGAGAACCCAUUGGACUAAACCAGAAGACAGUUUCUCAACUUAGUAGUUUCUUGGGAACAAUAGCAAGAAGUGCAGAUUUGUGUCCGCUUAUUUACACAAAUUGGAAAGUUAUACCAAACAAACAACACAUAUGGAAUUAUAUCAAUCAAAAAUACAUCAUUCCAGAAAAAGGGGAGAAGGAUGUGUAUGGUAUUAUAAAUGAUGCUUGGAGGCGAUAUAAAUGUUGGAUUAAGAAAAAUCAUUUCACCGAGUAUACAACCAUGCGCGAGCGGUUGAAAAAUCGUCCUCAAGACAUACCAGAAGCACACUUUAGAGUGUUGAUGGAUUAUUGGAGACUUGAAACCAUUCAAGAAAUAAGUGAUCAAAAUGCUAAAAAUAUUGCUCAACAAAAAUGGAGACACCGUGCAGGGCCUAUAAGUUUUGCUUGUAUAAAGGAGAGAUUGAGUGCAAGCAAGGAGGAUAAAGAGUCUCCAACUCAAGCUGAAAUGUUCAUUGAAACUCGACAGAGUAAGAAAGGAAAACAACUAGAUCAAGAAACAAAUAAUGCAAUUACAAAACUUCAAGACUUGAUUGAAAAUUCUAGUGUACCUUCUACUGAGGCUUUUAAGACUGUAUUUGGCAAAGAGAAGCCAGCGAGAGUGCGAUGCUAUGGAAGAACUACAACACCUACACUCUUAAAAAGAAAUGAAGAAAUAGCAGAAAUUGAGAAAAGGCAUGCUAAUGAAGUCAAACAUUUAACUGAUAAGGUGCACGAGAUAGAAACAAAACAUGAAGAGAUGGAGGUGAAACAUAGUAAAGAGAUGGUGGCAAUGGAGCAAAAAUUUCAACUUCUUCUAAGGACCAUGUUAAAUCAAAAUGACUCAGGAAUAGACAUGGAGUCUUUGGCAGCUUUGUUAUCUCCAUGUGAUGCUAAUAGUGGUCUACGUUCAUCCACAUCUACUCAUGCUCCAAAUAAUCCCAAGGAUCCUAAUAUGGAUGGUGAUCAUAUGGAUGAAGAUCAAAUGUUGGACAUAGAAGCGGAAGAAGAUGAUGCUAUAUAG
Messenger RNA from Zingiber officinale, 2232 nucleotides. RefSeq lists its product as uncharacterized. The coding region runs from base 1 to 2232 and encodes 743 amino acids. The record is from RefSeq and is a predicted model, not a curated record. Lineage: Eukaryota; Viridiplantae; Streptophyta; Magnoliopsida; Zingiberales; Zingiberaceae. The transcript is spliced from 7 exons.